CCAAGGCGUGAGAAUGCCCCACCUUGCUCCGGACCUGAGGUCGGUAUGGGAUGUGGGGUCGAUUGAUCUACUUCUCAGUUCUCGAAGGGCGCUUUUAUUUCAUCAAUCGUUUCUUUCUUCUGUCCGUUGACGUGUGCCUUUCAAUUUUACAUACGCCGUUGGUCGAAGCGUAACCGCAACCCCGGUUUUCCUCCACGCCCUACGCACGAGCAAUAUCCGCAGACACGAUGCCUGCGCAAACAGAAGACUACCAGAAGAUCUUCCACUGGGCGGAGACGCAGAAAGAUGGCACGAUUCCUUCCUUCGCCACGAGGAAGAACGACCCUUAUGAGUACCAGUCAGGGUUCAACAACUCGUUCGAAAGCGAGGCCGUUCCGGGCACGAUUCCUCACGGACAAAAUAGUCCGCGAUGCGUCAGAUUCGGACUUUAUGCUGAGCAGAUGACCGCUACUGCCUUCGUUGCGCCGAGACAUAUGAACAAGAAAGCAUGGCUGUACAGAGCUCGGCCGGCGGUUGCUCAUCAGGGAUUUACUGAACUCCCGGACAACGAAGAUACCGAAGCGUGCUUUAUUCCCAUCAACAAGCGCGUCCACAUCUCGCCGACGCAGCUUGCGUGGCUGCCGUUUGAUAUCCCCACGGAUGGCGACAUCGACUUUGUCUCCGGGCUCAAGACGAUUGCUGGGUCCGGUGACCCCACGCUGCGCGAGGGGCUGGCAGUACACACCUUCCUCUGCAACAAGUCGAUGGAGAGGCGCGCGACCGUGAACUCGGAUGGCGAUUAUCUGAUUGUGGCGCAGCAAGGCGCCCUAGACAUCCAGACCGAGUUCGGCAUGCUGUAUGUGCAGCCCGGCGAGAUAUGCGUGAUCCAGCGCGGCCAGCGGUUCAAGGUGAAGCUGCCCGAUGGUCCGACGCGCGGAUAUAUCCUGGAAAUCUGGGGAUCAAACUUCCAAUUGCCUGAGCUAGGACCCCUCGGCGCCAACGGCCUCGCCAACGCCAGGGACUUCCUCCACCCGGUCGCGAAAUACGAAAUCGAGCAGGAGCCGUGGGAAAUCAUCUACAAGCUCGGCGGCAAGUUCUUCAAGAGCACGCAGCAGCACUCGCCCUUCGACGUCGUGGCCUGGCACGGAAACUACGUCCCGUACAAGUACGACCUGACCAAGUUCGUCAACGUCGGCUCGAUCUCGGUCGACCACAUCGAUCCGUCCAUCUUCUGUGUUUUGACCGCGCCCUCGCGCGAUCCUACUGCUCCGCUUGCGGACUUUUUGAUCUUCUCACCGAGAUGGGAUGUAGCGAGCCACACGUACCGGCCGCCGUACUACCACAGGAACGCCGCGUCCGAGCUCAUGGGCCUCAUCUACGGCGAGUACGCCGGGCGAUCCGACGAAUUCCAACCCGGCGGCGUAUCAUUCGAAUGCGGCUUCGUCCCCCACGGCGUCGCGUACGAAGAAUUCAAAGCCGCGAGCGCGGAACCCCCGCCCGAGAUGCGCAUCUCCAAGGACGCGAUUGCCUUUAUGAUGGAGAGCUCGCGCCCGUUUACUAUUACCGACUGGGCGUGGAAUAGUGAAAAGAAGCAUGAGCAUGAGCCGAAGAUGUGGGAUAACCUCGUGGAUAACUUUAGCAAGCAUAAGGAGGAGGUGGAGAGGCUUUUGAGCGAGGGCGUGAAGAAGAUGGGGGUUGCGAAUGGGCAUUGAUUGAGAGGGCUGUAGUGGUGGUUUGUUUGGGAGGGAGGGGGAGGGAUUGUGAGCUAGCUGGCUAGCUAGCUGAUGUGGAUUGG
Messenger RNA from Trematosphaeria pertusa, 1774 nucleotides. RefSeq names its product homogentisate 1,2-dioxygenase-like protein. The transcript is spliced from 10 exons. Lineage: Eukaryota; Fungi; Ascomycota; Dothideomycetes; Pleosporales; Trematosphaeriaceae. The record is from RefSeq and is a predicted model, not a curated record. The coding region runs from base 228 to 1691 and encodes 487 amino acids. Gene Ontology annotation, molecular function: homogentisate 1,2-dioxygenase activity. Gene Ontology annotation, biological process: L-phenylalanine catabolic process. Gene Ontology annotation, cellular component: cytoplasm.